CGGCGGCUGCAGACCGCGAUGGCGGCGCCCGGCCGGCGGUGAAGGAUGCGGCUGACUCGCAAGCGGCUCUGCUCGGCGCUGCUGGCCGCCUACUUGCUCUUCUCCCUCUACGCCGCCUACUGCGUCUUCCUGAAGCCCCGCCGCGCCGCUCCUCCUGCUGUGGCUGCAGCUGCCCGGGCCGGCCAGAGGGAGAAGCAGGGGCGGGCAGGGCAUUUUAUUUUGGAAGCGGAAGACUGGAACCCUUGGGAAGUCGAUGAGAAAAAUAGUUUGCAACAGAACUCUGCCAGUAGUCUGCAGCUUUUAAAAGAGAAGAAACUGCGACAGGAACCAACAGACCUCAGAGUACAAAUCUGGGGGAAAGCUGCUAUUGGCCUUUACCUGUGGCAGCAUAUCUUUGAAAGUCCGCUUGAGCCUGCAGAUGUGUCAGCCCAGUGGAGAGAAGGAAGACUAAAAGUGGGGACGUCAUUCUUCAGCUUCAUCACCGGUCCAUCUGUAGUCCCCGGGUACUUCUCCGUAGAAUCUUCCAAUGUGGUUCUAGUGCUGAAUGGCCGAGAGGAAGGAAAGAUCUCUUACGCCACUCAGUGGCUUCAUUAUGCACAGACAUUAAUACAAACUCACAAGCUGCUGCACCUUGCGGUUGUGUUGCUCGGCAGCGAACAGUGCAGAAACGAAUGGAUUUACCCAUAUUUGAAAAGCUACGGAGGGUUUGUGGAAUUGCUUUUCUUGGUCUAUGACAGCCCCUUGGUGAACGAAGAAGAUAUCUUCCAGUGGCCUUUGGGAGUAGCCACGUACAGAAAUUUUCCUGUGGUGGAACCCAGCUGGUCGAUGCUUCACAAUCCACGGUCGUACCAGUGUAACUUUUUAGGAACGAUUUAUAAAAACUCUUCCAGAGAGAUCCUAAUGCAAGUCCUGAGGCAAAGCGGGCUGGAUAAAAUGUGUUGGAUUUCUGCCAGAGAAGAGUGGUGGCCUCAAGAAACCAAUGAAAGCCUUCAGAAAUAUCAAGACGCACUGCUCCAGAGCGAUCUCACGUUAUGCCCUGUGGGUGUAAAUACGGAAUGUUACAGAAUUUAUGAGGCGUGUUCGUUCGGCUCUGUCCCCGUUGUGGAAGAUGUCAUGACACCAGGAAAUUGUGGGAAUUCGUCUGUCAACCACAACGCUCCACUGCAGUUAUUAAAGACUACGGGAGCCCCCUUCAUCUUUAUUAAAAACUGGAAAGAACUCCCUGCUGUUUUAGAACAAGAGCAAAAUAUGACAUUGCAACAAAAGAUUCAAAGAAGAAAAAGGCUCAUGGAAUGGUAUCGGUCUUUCAAAGCACAAAUGAGACAAAAAUUUGUUGGUACAUUGGAAAAUGCAUUUUUACCUAAGGAUAAAGGUGGUUAAUUGUUACUCUGAAAUGUCAUUUCUUAUGGCCUUUCAAUGGAAAUUUACGCUGGCUUUAAAACAAACAAACAAAUCCUUUGAAAACAGAGUUUUUCUCAGCAGCUUUUUUCCGUAAGUGCAGGUAUGUUCCUAAGUGUGAAAACAGAUAUGGCUGAAUUGUAGGAAAGCUACACGAGGGCCAGUUUCCUCUAACUCAUUGUGGAACACCCAUUUCUGGAAACACUUUCAGGGGGGGGAAAUACCCUUUUCUGUAUCUUUUACUUACUAUUUGUGGUGGGGAGAUUUUGCCCCAUAAAUCUAGUACCAUUAAAAUACCAUUUAAUGAUGGUGUUUUUCUUUAUCCCCAUGCCAAGAAGAAAUGGUGAAACACAAUAGUCUUAAAGUGAACUGGGGCAAUUUUAGAAGAACUGGUACCACCAAGGAAAUACACAAGAAUAACUUAGGUCUCCCUCAUGAGAUUUCGAUACCUGAGGCAAUGACGGAAGGGUUGAGUUGUUUCCCUCAGUAAAGGAUUUCAGUAUAUCUCUUCUCGUAUUCUAGUGAAUUUGAAUGUCCAGUACUUACUGGAAAUAAAGGCAACACUAAGG
Molecule: messenger RNA, 1967 nt
Organism: Gekko japonicus
Lineage: Eukaryota; Metazoa; Chordata; Lepidosauria; Squamata; Gekkonidae
Gene: RXYLT1
Product: transmembrane protein 5
Exons: 6
Coding region: 46-1380 (444 amino acids)
Biological process (GO): protein O-linked glycosylation via mannose
Cellular component (GO): Golgi apparatus
Molecular function (GO): ribitol beta-1,4-xylosyltransferase activity
Source: RefSeq, a predicted model, not a curated record